Molecule: messenger RNA, 678 nt
Organism: Spinacia oleracea (spinach)
Lineage: Eukaryota; Viridiplantae; Streptophyta; Magnoliopsida; Caryophyllales; Amaranthaceae
Exons: 2
Coding region: 1-678 (225 amino acids)
Source: RefSeq, a predicted model, not a curated record
AUGAAGUUAAGCAUUUCAUUCACAAUGAAUAUUAUUGCUGCAUCAAGUCAGUUUCUGCACUGUUAUAUCACACCUCUUAGUGGUAUGCCUAGUUUUCAUUGUACUUUCAUUUAUGCCUUCAAUGAUCAUGGUAUGAGACAAGAAUUAUGGAGGGAUUUGAGUUUGCUUAACACUCAGGGGCCUUGGAUUCUUUGUGGGGAUUUCAAUUGUGUUAUGGCUGUGGAUGAAAGAAUAGGUUGUCCUGUUAGGCAUGCAGAGAUAGUUGAUAUUAACAAUUGUAUGCAUCUGUGUGGAAUGGAGGAUGUUAAGUGUGUAGGAAAUUUGUACACCUGGAACAAUAAACAGCAAGGGCAUGAUAGGGUUUUCUCAAAGCUUGAUAGAGUUUUAGCUAAUCAAUCAUGGAAGGGGUGUUAUCCAACAACAGAGGUGUGUUUUAUGCCUGAAGGCCAGUUUGAUCACUCACCUGGUCUAUUGACUAUAUAUCCUAGAAUUGGUGGGGGUAGGAAACCUUUUAAGUAUUUUACAAUGUGGAAGAGUUCUCCUGUUUUCAAUGAUACAAUUCAGGCAGCUUGGAAUACUCAAGUAAGUGGGAGCAAAAUGUUUAUGUUGGUUAGUAAACUGAAGUCAGUUAAGAUUGCUCUAAAAGAUCUUAACAAAAGUGGGUUUUCUGAUGUAUAA